This is a messenger RNA of Panthera uncia (snow leopard), 1861 nucleotides long. It is a transcript of the gene ESAM, whose product is annotated as endothelial cell adhesion molecule. Gene Ontology annotation, molecular function: cell-cell adhesion mediator activity. The transcript is spliced from 7 exons. Gene Ontology annotation, biological process: homophilic cell-cell adhesion. The record is from RefSeq and is a predicted model, not a curated record. Gene Ontology annotation, cellular component: adherens junction; plasma membrane. NCBI's taxonomy places the organism in Eukaryota, Metazoa, Chordata, Mammalia, Carnivora, Felidae. Bases 161 to 1342 code for a protein of 393 amino acids.
GCCGGCUGGACACGCGCGCACAGACUCCGGCUAGAGCCGCCCUUGGUGUCAGUGGCCGGGCUCCCGCGUCCGCCCCAGCUGCGGAGCCGCCUUAGCACCUGUCGGUCGCUGAGUCCCGGAGCCGGCGCCCCUGACUCCGUCGGGGCCAGGAAGGGGGGCCAUGGUUUCCCUGCCCAGGUCCCCAGCGACCAACUUGCUGCGGUUUUUGUUCCUGGGGCUGAGUACCCUCGCGUCCCCCUCGCAGGCCCAGCUGGAGCUCCACGUGCCCGCUGGCCUCACCAAGCUGAAGGCGGUGGAAGGAGCAGAAGUAGUGCUCCCGGUGUGGUACACCCUACAAGGGCAGGUGUCCUCCGGCCAGACGUGGGAGUUGCUUGCUGUGAUGUGGUUCUUGGAACAAGAAGGGAAGGAUCUGAACCAGGUGUUGGCGUACAUCAGCAAGACCAUGACAAGCAAACCUGGGGUAUCCCUGGUCUACUCCAUGCCCUCCCACAACGUGUCGCUGCGGCUGCAGGGCCUCCAGGAGAAAGACUCUGGGUCCUACCGCUGCUCUGUGAAUGUGCAAGACCAUCGAGGCAUAAAUGGGAGCCACAGCAGCAAAACUUUAGAACUCAGUGUGCUGGUUCCUCCAGCUCCUCCGUCCUGCCGUCUCCUGGGUGUGGCCCGUGUGGGGACCAACGUGACCCUGAGCUGCCAGUCCCCCAGGAGUAAGCCAGCUGCCCAAUACCAGUGGGAGCGGGCACCCCCAUCCGCCCAGGUUUUCUUUGCACCAGUUUUAGAUGCCAUCCGGGGGUCUUUAAGCCUCACAAACCUUUCCAGUUCCAUGUCCGGAGUCUAUAUCUGCAAGGCCCACAAUGAGGUGGGCAGUGCCCAGUGCAAUGUGACCUUGGAAGUGAGCACAGGGCCAGGGCCUGCUGUUGUUGCUGGAGCUGUUGUAGGCACUCUGGUUGGACUAGGACUGCUCGCUGGGCUGGUCCUCUUGUACCAUCGCCGGAGCAAGGCCCUAGAGGAGCCGGCCAAUGACAUUAAGGAGGACGCCAUUGCUCCCCCGACCCUGCCCUGGCCCAAGGGCUCAGACACAAUCUCCAAGAACGGGACCCUUUCAUCUGUCACCUCAGCACGAGCCCUCCGGCAACCCCAAGGUCCUCCCAGGCCUGGUGCACUGACCCCCACACCCAGCCUUUCCAGUCAGGUGCGGCCCUCACCCAGGCUGCUCAGGACAGAUGGGGCCCACCCUCAGCCAACAUCCCCCAGCCCUGGUGGGGUGUCUUCCUCCACUCUGAGCCGCAUGGGUGCUGUCCCCGUAAUGGUGCCCGCCCAGAGUCAGGCUGGGUCUCUGGUGUGAUGGUCCAGCCACUUGUCAGCUAAGCUAUCUGGUUUAUCCCCUUCUUCUAGCGGUCACCCCUGUACAGAGGACUGAGUCUUGGGAGACCAUCUUCUAGACCUCCAGUCCUCUGCCCCCACCUUUCUUUCCUAUGGGAAAACUGAGUCUCAGUUAAGACUCAAAUUUUCAGGAGGUAGAAGGGGAAGUGGACCUCAGAUUAUGAAGAGCGUCCGCCCCCUUGCCCAGUUCUCUCAGUGGCUCUAGUGAAUGCUGCUGAGGUUGGCUACCUGCCCACUGGGGCCCUGGUGGGGACUGCCAGUCAGGGAGUCCUCCAGGCCCCCUUGAUCUGUACUCCACCCCAUCUAACAUCACCCUUCACUCCUGAGCCAGCUCCCUGCAUUCAGAUAACCUGUCCUGCUGGCUUGGCUGGGUUUUGCUGGGGCAGGGGAUAGAGAAGGUAUUUUUUAAACUAACUUGAAAUGUCUGUUUUUGUUUUUAUUUUGCAAAUUUUAAUAAAGAUGCACUGUGUUUGUAUGGAAA